CGUCAUUACUUCGAGUGGGAGUUGAGGCUCACGAGACGGUGUGUUCUCAGUUUAUUCAUGUGCUUAGGUAUUUCGAUAUUUGUUUAAGUUUAAUUUUGGCAGGGAUAUCUACACUUUGUUUAGUUAGCGAUUGAAUUUAAAAUAUCAUUCUGAAAUAUCACUGUUGGUGGAGAAAAUGAGUGUUGAGGCGUACGGGCCGAGCUCGCAGACUCUCACGUUCCUGGACACUGAGGAAGCGGAGUUGCUUGGAGCAGAUACCCAGGGUUCUGAGUAUGAGUUCACGGAUUUUACCCUGCCGAGCCAGACUCAAACAGGCCAAACGCAGAGUCAGUUGGAAAAUCAGGUGAAUGGGCCUGAUGGAGUACAGCAGAAUGGGGAUGACCCUGUUGUGAAAGCAAGUCAACUUCUUGCAGAGUUGAACUUUGAAGAAGACGAGGAAGACAGCUAUUAUACUAAAGACCUCCCAGUCCAUGCAUGCAGUUACUGUGGCAUUCACGAUCCUGCUUGUGUGGUGUAUUGCAACACCAGCAAGAAGUGGUUUUGCAAUGGACGUGGCAAUACAUCUGGCAGCCACAUUGUGAACCACCUGGUCAGAGCCAAGUCCAAGGAGGUGACUCUGCACAAGGAUGGUCCUUUGGGGGAGACGGUGCUGGAGUGCUACAACUGUGGCUGUCGCAACGUCUUCCUCCUGGGGUUCAUCCCUGCCAAGGCAGACUCUGUGGUGGUACUGCUUUGCAGGCAGCCAUGUGCCAGUCAGAGCAGUCUGAAAGACAUCAACUGGGACAGCUCCCAGUGGCAGCCGCUGAUCCAGGACCGCUGCUUCCUGUCCUGGCUGGUUAAGAUCCCCUCUGAGCAGGAGCAGCUGCGGGCCCGCCAGAUCACCGCCCAGCAGAUAAACAAGCUUGAGGAGCUCUGGAAGGAAAACCCCACAGCCACUCUGGAGGACCUGGAGAAGCCCGGCGUGGACGAGGAGCCUCAGCACGUGUUGCUGCGCUACGAGGAUGCCUACCAGUACCAGAACAUCUUUGGCCCCCUGGUCAAACUGGAGGCUGACUACGAUAAGAAACUCAAAGAGUCCCAGACCCAAGACAAUAUUACUGUCAGGUGGGACUUGGGACUCAAUAAAAAGCGGAUUGCUUAUUUCAGCCUUCCCAAGACGGACUCAGGUGACAUGCGCCUGAUGCAGGGAGAUGAGAUUUGCCUGAGGUACAAGGGAGACCUUUCCCCACUCUGGAAGGGCAUUGGACAUGUCAUCAAAGUCCCAGACAACUAUGGCGAUGAGAUAGCCAUCGAGCUGAGGAGCAGUGCUGGGGCCCCCGUGGAAGUACCACACAACUUCCAGGUUGACUUUGUGUGGAAGUCCACCUCCUUUGACCGGAUGCAAAGUGCCCUGAAGACCUUUGCCGUGGACGAGACCUCUGUGUCCGGGUACAUCUACCACAAGCUGCUGGGUCACGAGGUGGAGGAUGUGGUCAUCAAGUGUCAGCUGCCCAAACGCUUCACCGCCCAGGGCCUGCCUGACCUCAACCACUCACAGGUAUAUGCUGUGAAGACUGUGCUGCAGCGUCCUCUCAGUCUCAUCCAGGGGCCCCCUGGCACUGGGAAAACUGUCACCUCUGCCACUGUAGUGUACCACCUGGCCAGACAGGGCAACGGGCCUGUGCUGGUGUGUGCUCCCAGUAACAUUGCGGUGGACCAGCUGACUGAGAAGAUCCACAUGUCAGGUCUGAAGGUGGUGAGGCUGUCUGCCAAGAGCAGAGAGGCCAUCGACUCCCCUGUGUCCUUCCUGGCUCUGCACAACCAGAUCCGCAACAUGGACAGUAUACCAGAGCUUCAGAAGCUCCAGCAGCUGAAGGACGAGACUGGGGAGCUGUCCUCCUCAGACGAGAAGCGCUACAGGGCCCUGAAGCGCACCGCCGAGAGGGAACUACUUAUGAAUGCUGAUGUGAUCUGCUGUACCUGUGUGGGGGCAGGAGACCCCCGCCUGGCCAAGAUGCAGUUCCGCUCCAUCCUCAUUGAUGAGAGCACCCAGGCCACUGAGCCAGAGUGUAUGGUGCCUGUCAUACUGGGGGCCAAGCAGCUGAUCCUGGUGGGAGACCACUGCCAGCUGGGUCCAGUAGUGAUGUGUAAGAAGGCUGCCAAGGCGGGCCUGUCCCAGUCCCUGUUUGAGCGUCUUGUGGUGCUGGGCAUUAGGCCCAUCCGUCUGCAGGUGCAGUACCGUAUGCACCCGGCCCUCAGCGCUUUCCCCUCCAACAUCUUCUACGAGGGCUCCCUGCAGAACGGAGUCACCGCAGCUGACCGCAUCAAGAAAGGCUUUGACUUCCAGUGGCCACAACCAGACAAGCCCAUGUUCUUCUACGUGACCCUGGGCCAGGAAGAAAUUGCAAGCUCUGGAACCUCCUAUCUUAACAGAACUGAGGCUUCCAACGUGGAGAAGAUCACCACCAGGCUGCUAAAGGCUGGGGCCAAGCCUGACCAGAUAGGCAUCAUCACCCCCUACGAGGGCCAGAGGUCCUACCUGGUGCAGUACAUGCAGUUCAGUGGCUCCCUCCACACCAAGCUCUACCAGGAGGUGGAGAUAGCCAGCGUUGAUGCGUUCCAGGGCAGAGAGAAGGACUUCAUCAUCCUGUCCUGUGUCAGAGCCAACGAGCACCAGGGCAUUGGCUUCCUCAACGACCCACGCCGUCUCAACGUGGCUCUCACCAGAGCCAGGUAUGGGGUUAUCAUCGUGGGCAACCCCAAGGCCCUGUCCAAGCAGCCUCUGUGGAACCACCUGCUCAACUACUAUAAGGAGCAGAAGGUUCUGGUGGAGGGACCCCUCAACAACCUGAGGGAGAGCCUCAUGCAGUUCAGCAAGCCCCGCAAACUGGUCAACGCCAUCAACCCUGGGGGCCGUUUCAUGAGCACAGCCAUGUAUGAUGCAAGGGAGGCUCUUAUUCCUGGAUCUGUGUAUGACCGCAGCAGCACUGGACGUUCAUCCAACAUGUACUUCCAGACCCACGACCAGAUCGGCAUGAUUGGUCCGGGCCCCAUGGCCUCCAUGAACAUUCCCUUCAACCUGGUCAUGCCCCCCAUGCCGCCGCCAGGCUACCUGGGCCAGGUCCACUGCCCGCCAGCAGGCCGUGGUGGAGGUAUGAAGGGUAAGGCGGGCGGCGGAGGGGUGCGAGGUGGGCGCCAGCGGAGCCGUGGCAUGGGGAACCACGGCGGGGGCAGCGGGCUCAUGAGUGGCAGCCAGGCCAGCCAGGACCUGGGCUCCCAGCCCUUCUCCCAGGGACCCCUCACACAGGGCUACAUCACCAUGAGCCAGCCUUCCCAGAUGAGCCAGCCUGGCCUCUCCCAGCCUGAACUCUCUCAGGACAGCUACCUUGGCGAUGAGUUCAAGUCCCAGAUUGACGUGGCCCUCUCCCAAGACUCCACCUACCAAGGGGAAAGAGCUUAUCAACAUGGUGUGACUGGACUGUCCCAGUACUAGAGUGUUGUGGGAAAAGGAGCUAGGCCUGUGCUGAGCUUAGUUCGUCGCCAUUUUAAUCUGGGUAAUAUCAAAAAAAGAACAUAUGGAUACCCGUUUUCCACUGCUACAACUGAAGCACCACUGUGUGAAAGCAACAGGAGAGAGACCGAGAGAAACCAACCAAUCACAAGAGUGAGAGCAAAAUGGGGGUAGAGCUGGACAAGACAAGAGCGAGGAGGAGGGAGAGAGAAGGCGCUGCUCGCACACGGAGAAAAGGAGAAGCAGCAUACGUUGGGGUAGCAGCGUCGGAGCGACAAGCCCUUUGAUUAUGAGUCGAGGGGUGAAAGGUCAUGGAUCCUCAAUGGGGUCACAGGAGUCACAUCCCUACCACCACCUCUUCUCCCCCAGGGACCACAAGUUAGUUGGCUGAGGACAUUGUUCUCGGAGCAGAGAGACUGAGAAGAGUUCUCACACAACCCUCCAACCUCACUCUACAAAACCGUCUCCUGCCAGCUAGAGGGGAAAAAGGGGACGAAACUCUUGAAGCAGUCAGUCGAUUUGGGAAAAUUUCUAACCUCAAAGUUGAUCCGUGCUCAUGCUCUGCAUUUGAACAUGUUUGAGCGAGAGGCGAGAGGUUUUGGGCAGACCAAGAAUGGUCUUGUUGAACGUCUCAAACGGAAUCAAAUGGUGCAGGAGUCGGAAGAAUACUGACCAUUCAUCUUUUUCAACUUUGAGUUGGAAAGUUUUCUACAUGAGGUCUGUUGUUGCAGAGGUUUUGAAAGCUGGUGAAUUUCACUGGCUUUCCGCUCUGGUCUUUCUGAAGGAUAAGUGGUGGAAUGGCUCUUGAAACAAUUAAAGGAAACAUUAUUGUCUCGAGAUCUGAAGUGGUGGACUUGAAAGAUCUGUAGUUUGCGAGACAGGUUUUUGUUUUUUUCUUAAGUCUAUCUGUAGUACAAAAAGGAGAGUAAAAAGAAUACCAUAACCAACUUAUUGUAAUCGAAAAAGCAGGCAUCACUUGCUCUUUAAAAUUACCUCCAAAUUAUUACUUUAAAAUUAGUCACAGCUUCACAGACAUGAAAUGCCACAAAGAAAGCACUUGUAGAAUGCACAUAUCAUUUGCAUGGCUACAUGGCUAAUUCAUUAAUCCACAUUAAGCAGAGAAGUUAUCCCUAGAGACCCAAGUUUAAACAUGAAAUUAUGUAUUAAAUCAUGUUUUACUUUGUUGGUCAACAAUUCAUAAGAGGUGUUGCAAGGGAACAAGAAUUUCUGUUCAGAGAGGUUAUAGUAAUGAAGUGUGUGAAUACUACUGGGAUAAGACUCCGCAGUAUUCACAAGUGGAAGUCUGGACCUGACUACUGAGGAAGGUUAGAAGCCUCUGGCAACUGCUAAUUGUAGGUAUUCAGUACUGGCUGUCAUAACUGAAUGAAGGUUAUGAACUCACUUAAAAAUAUAAAUAUAUAAUUUCUGACCAUACCUUGAUGAGUUUGUUGACUGUGGCAGAGGAUGAGAACAAAUAUUUGUAUAUUGGUGUUGUAGACACAGUAGGUACUUUUAUAUUUAGUGCCCAUGAAAGGUUAUGGUGUAGAUUUGUGUAGCCCCCACCACAGAUCUAGUCUCAAACCUGACUCUAGGCAAACCAGUGGGUGCGUUCCUUUGCUGAUGCAGGCCAGAUCGUUAUAGAUAUAUAUAGAUAGAUAGCAAUCUGGUCCCUGACGACAUAGUCGAGGACGUGCCAUGCAACCAAUGGUUGAUGCAUGCAAUGUCUGAGCAGGGGAACAUGACUAGGGUCUGGUUUCAAUGCUCGUGUUCCCCUGGUCAGACAUUGCACGUAUCAAUCAGUGGUUGCGUGCCCUGUCAUCAACUAUGUCAUUAACUGACAGAUUGCUAUGACAUAUGUGGUUAGCUGAUACUUUAAAUGCCAUCAACGCCUGGGCACAGGAACGCCCCCAAUGAUGGACUCUUUUAGCAUAGAGGAACUGUCACUACCUACACUAUAUUUCCAGCAGUAUGUGGGCACCGAUUCAAAUGAGUGGAUUCGGCUAUUUCAGACCCAUCUGUUACUGAUGGGUAUAUACAAUCGAGUACACAGCCAUGCAAUCUCCAUAGACAAACAUUGACAAUAGAAUGACCUUACUGAAAUGCUAAGUGACUUUCAAUGUGGCACUGUCAUAGGAUGCCACCUUUCCAACAAGUCAGUUUGUCAAAUUCCUGCCCUGCUAGAGCUUCCCCAGUCAAUUGUAAAUGCUGUUGUGAAGUGGAAACGUCUAGGAGCAACAACGGCUCAGCCGCAAAGUGGUAGGCCACACAAGCUCAUAGAACGGGACCGCUGAGUGCUGAAGGGCGUAGCUUGUAAAAUUAGUCUGUCCUCGGUUGCAACACAUAGUUCUAAACUACCCCUGGAAGCAACAUCAGCGCAAGAACUGUUCGUCUGGAGCUUAAUGAAAUGGGUUUCCAUGGCCGAGCAACCGCUCACAAGCCUAAGAUCACCAUGCGCAAUGCCAAGCGUUGGCCGGAGUGGUGUAAAGCUUGCCGUCAUUGGACUCUGGAGUAGUGGAAAUGCGUUCUCUGGAAUGAUGAAUCACCAUCUGGCAGUCCGACGGAAGAAUCUGGGUUUGGCGAAUGCCAGGAGAAAGCUACCUGCCCCAAUGCAUAGUGCCAACCGUAAAGUUUGGUAGAGGAAAAAUAAUGGUUGGGCUGUUUUUCAUGGUUUCAACUAGGCCCCUUAGUUCCAGUGAAGGGAAAUCUUAAUGUUAAGGCAUACAAUGACAUUCUAGAUGAUUCUGGACUUCCAACUUCGUGGCAACAGCAUGACAAUUCCCCCGUGCACAAAGUGAGGUCCAUUCAGAAAUAGUUUGUCGAUCAGUGUGGAAGAACUUGACUGGCCUGCACAGAGGCCUGACCUCAACCCCAUCGAACACCUUUGGGAUGAAUUGGAACGCCGACUGCGAGCCAGGCCUAAAUGCCCAACAUCAGUGCCGGACCUCACUAUGCUAUUGUGGCUGAAUGGAAGCAAGUCCCCGCCCGCAGUAAUGUUCCAAGGAAACCUUUCCAGAAGAGAGUAGGCUGUUAUAGCAGCAAAGGGGGGACCAACUCUAUAUUAAUGCCCAUGAUUUUGGAAUGAUGAGCAGGUGUCCACAUACAUUUGGUAAUGUAGUGUAAGGGAAAAUAAAUAUUUUAAAGGGACUCCCAACAAACAAUGAGGCAGACAUGCCAGAACGUUGCGAUUCUAAACUAACGUUUGUAAGAGUCCAUACUUUAAACCAGACCCUAGUCACUGUGUUGCCUAGGGUUGUGUUUUCAAGCCUACCACACACCCACACCCACCCCGUUGGAAAAGAAAAAAUGUAUUUGGUAGAUUGUGAGAACCCUUUUUUUCCGGUUGAAGUUGAAAUUUUACUUUCCCCUUUUGAAUGUCUUUUUAAUUUUAUAACUACCAAUACAUAAAUCUUCAAACAUGUAGUAGACCUACCUGUCACAUGGAGAAUCAUUGAUGCACAGUGCCUUCAGAAAGUAUUCAUACCUCUUAUUCCAUUUUGUUGUAUUUCUAUUGUAUUUAUUUAGGAUCCCCAUCAGUUCCUGCCAAGGGAGAGGCUAUUCUUCCUGGGGUCCAGAAACAUUAAGGCAGUAAUAUACAAUUUAAAAUAUGACAUAACAUUUCAUAACACUUUUCACAACACAUUAAGUGUGUGCCCUCAGGCCACUACUCUAUUACCAUAUAUCUACAAUACAACAUCCAUGUGUACAGUCCCCACUGUUCCAUAAGGUGUAUUCUUCUGUUUUUAAAAAAUCUGAUUCUACUGCUUGCAUCAGUUACCUGAUGUGGAAUAGAGUUCCAUGUAGUCAUGGCUCUAUGUAGUACUGUUGUGGUCUGUUCUGGAUUUUGGGAUUGUGAAGAGACCUCUGGUUGCAUGUCUUGUGGGAUAUGCAUGGGUGUGCAUUCAGCAUGUCAAUACUUCUUACAAAAACAAAUAGUGAUUUAGUCAAUCUUUCCAACUGCAUGAGAGAUUGACAUGCAUAUUAUUGUUAGCUCUCUGUGUACAUUUAAGGGCCACCCAUGCUGCACUGUUCUGAGACAAUUGUAAAUCCUUCUUUGUGGCACCUGACCACACGACUUGACAGUAGUCCAGGUGAGACACAACUAUGGUCUGUAGGACCUGCCUUGUUGAUAGUUAAGAAGACAGACCUCUCCCCAUCUUAGGUACCGUGGCAUCAACAUGUUUUGACCAUGACAGUUUACAAUCCAGGGUUACUCCAAGCAGUUUAGUCUCCUCAACUUGCUAAAAUUCCACAUUAUUCAUUACAAGAUUUAGUUGAUGUUUAGUGUCCCAAAUACAAUGUUUUUAGUUUUAGAAAUAUUUAGGACUAACUUGAAUUGUACAAUAUUUGUACAUUACUUUUAAAAUUCUCAACCUCUAGCAAUGAUCAACAACCAACUUGACAGACAGCCAUUUUCAAGUAUUGUCAUAGAUUGUUAAGCUGAUUUAAAGUCAAACAUUCAAUGUCAUCUUGGUAAGCAAACCCCAGUGUAUAUUUGGCCUUGUAUUUUAGGUUAUUGUCCUGCUGAAAGGUGAAUUAGUCUCCCAGUGUCUGUUGGAAAGAAGACUGAACCAGGUUUUCCUCUUUGAUUUGGCAUGUUCUUAACUAUAUUGUAAAUUAUCCCCCCAAAAACGUCCCUAAUCUUUGCUGAUGACAAGCAUACCCAUAACAUAAUGCAGCCACCACCAUGCUUGAACAUAUGGAGAGUGGUACUCAGUAAUGUGUUGUAUUGGAUUUGCCCCAAACACAACGCUUUGUAUUCGGGACAGAGUUAAUUUCUUUAACACACUUUUUUAACACACUUUAGUGCCUUAUUGCAAACAGGAUGCAUGUUUUGUGAUAUUUUUAAUUCUGUACAGGUAUAAAAAUAAAAAAACACUGUCAUUUAGGUUAGUAUUGUGUGUAACUACAAUGUUGAAAUGAGGAUGGAUUUCACAGCCAUUAAACUCUUAACUGUUUUAACGUCACCAUUGGUCUUACGUUGAAAUCCCUGAAUGGUUUCCUUCCUCUCCGGCAUCUGAGUUCGGAAGGUCGCCUGCAUCUUUGUAGUGACUGGGUGUAUUGAUACACCAUCCAAAGCGUGUAAUUAUUAACUUCACCAUGCUCAAAGGGAUAUUCUAUUUCUGCUUAUUUAAUUUUUUGACCCAUCUACCAAUAGUUGCCCUUCUUUGCGAGGCAUUGGAAAACCUCCCCUGGUCUUUAUGGUUGAAUCUGUGCUUGAAAUUCACUGCUCGACUGAGAGCCCUUACAAUGAUCUGAAUGUGUGGGGUACAGAGAUGAUAAACACUAUUAUUGCACACAGUGAUUUUUACUCCUGAACUUAAUUUAGUCUUGCCAUAAAAGGGGUUGAAUACUUAUUUACUCAAGACAUUUCAGCUUUUCAUUUUUUAUUAUUUUGUAUUUUAAAAAAAAGAAAAGUAAAUCCACUUUGAUAUUAUGGGGAAUUGUAUGUAGGCCAGUGGCACAAUCUCAAUUUUAAUAUAUUUUCGAUUCAGGCUCUAACACAACAAAAUGUGGAAAAAGGCAAGCAGUGUGAUUACUUUCUGAAGGCACUGUAAUUUGUAUCAUUGAUGGUCAAAGUUCUCGUGUGUAAAAGUAGUAUUUUGUGAUAAUCCUACUUGUCACUUCCCUGCUGUGUUAAGUUUUAGGUCUGAAAUCUUUCAUUCUGUAAUUCUGAAUUGUAUGUAACCAUCCCCCAUGAUUCAUUACGGUACCCUCCAUUCCAUGUGUGAUAGUGUCAUCUGACAAUUUUGAUGUCAUUUUGCUGAGUCGUGUUAGGCUAUGAUUUUCAGAAGUCAUUGUCGUAUGCUAAUGUGGUUAAACAUUUUCUGUUAUGAACACCUGUGGAAAGACAUUUUAAGAUGUUACCCAUUCUGACUAAAUGUGUUUGUACCUAUCCAUAUCUUCUAGACAUUAACCACAUCCCUCCAAAUACAUUUAGAAAAUGUGUUAUUUCUGACAGCGUUCCCUAUUUGACAACCUGUGCAUGUGCUGUUCGAUAGUACACCUCAAUUAUCAGGUUUCAUCACUAAACAUUCAUGUAUCUUUAUGAAAUUAGCCUAUUGUUGCAAAAGGGGAACUCCUGAAGAGAAAAUAAACUGCUCCUGCAAUACAACUAAAUGGUUAGGGUAUGAAAUGAGUUCAAGUAGAUUAAAUAUUGGUCCACUACAAAUGGUAACUGAUCUUUGCUCAUCUUCAAAUAUCGUUCAAACAAAACACCACUCUUGAGUGUCUCAUGGGUUACAGGGGUUUUGGAAUGCCAAGAACCUUCAAUUAGGACACAAAAUAUUCUAGAUUUGUCCUCUUUCUCCCCCCAUAGCUGGUGUCAUCCUAGUAUCAUUUAUUUUCAUUAUUUGCUUCUGCAGGGUUUUACUUUGGAGUGAAGUGAUGUUUCUUUUUUCUUGGAAAUUGCUUGAUUAUGAUUAUCUAGUUAUUUGGUCAUUUGUUAUACUCUCACUGAAAUGUCAUCCUUGUAACAUCUUUGAAAAAAAUAAAGGUUUCUUUUCACUCA
This is a messenger RNA of Oncorhynchus nerka (sockeye salmon), 9998 nucleotides long. Its product is annotated as regulator of nonsense transcripts 1-like. The transcript has 23 exons. Gene Ontology annotation, biological process: nuclear-transcribed mRNA catabolic process, nonsense-mediated decay. The coding region runs from base 176 to 3472 and encodes 1098 amino acids. The record is from RefSeq and is a predicted model, not a curated record. NCBI's taxonomy places the organism in Eukaryota, Metazoa, Chordata, Actinopteri, Salmoniformes, Salmonidae. Gene Ontology annotation, cellular component: cytoplasm. Gene Ontology annotation, molecular function: RNA helicase activity; hydrolase activity; ATP binding.